AUGUUACAAGCCUCUUCUUCUAGUGCUGCAUCCUCAUCAUCGGAAUCAUCAUCAACCAUUGAUCAUCAUCAGCCUCUUCAAAACAACAACAACAACUCAUCAGAAUAUCCAAUUAUAACCAUAACCAUUCGAUUGAUCAAAUCAUUUGCAUAUCGAAAUAUUAAAUUAAUGAUUCUCAAAGAUAUUAAUUCCGAACAACUCACUGGAAGAGAUUUAUUAAAUUUAAUUAAAGAUAAAGUUGAAAAGGAAAGUGCAUAUCUUCCACACCGUAAUAGACCCUAUGACACUUUAAAGAUGUAUCAUCAUGCUCAUUCUUUUAAAGCUAAUAAUUUAGUGAUUAAUUUUCAAGACGAUGACAAAUUAGUAUUAAAUUUAGAUAAAACAUUAAAAGAAAAUGGAGUAGAUAAUGAAGCUGAAAUUUCAUGUUUCAUUUGGAAAGAAUAUUUAGAAUUUAAACAUAAUCCAGAAAUUAAAUGGUAA
Molecule: messenger RNA, 480 nt
Organism: Naegleria fowleri
Lineage: Eukaryota; Heterolobosea; Eutetramitea; Acrasida; Naegleriidae
Exons: 1
Coding region: 1-480 (159 amino acids)
Source: RefSeq, a predicted model, not a curated record